This is a messenger RNA of Cooperia oncophora, 1020 nucleotides long. Lineage: Eukaryota; Metazoa; Nematoda; Chromadorea; Rhabditida; Trichostrongylidae. The record is from the annotation of a GenBank genome assembly.
AUGCAUCUGGAUGACGGUCUUAUAUGGGGAUGUUCCAGGGAAGAAUGCGAGAGAGUAUCAAAAGACAUUCGGAAAGAUCUCAAAAGUUUUGGAUGGUUUGAAGCACAAGGGAAGUGCAACUGGCUGCCAGCAGCAGAGACAAAAGCUAUACUAAAGCGCACGCAUGAGAGCUCCAUCCUUACAUACCAGGAUGAGAUGAAUGGGCAGGUUGGCUUCAAUGAGUAUAGUAAUUUCAAGUUUGAACAGGAGGCAAUCCAGAGCUUUGACAGCAUCGGUGGCAGAGGCACAAGACAGAUAAAGGAGGGAGAUAUCUUACUGGAUAGGCAGCCUAACAACGGGAUUAUCAGUAUCGCUGUACCCGCCAGCAAAGCCACCCGAACCCAAUUUUAUCAUAGAGUGGAUGCGUCAGCACACUCGGUGGGGGCAGUACUCAAACAGAGAGGCGACAUCAAAGCGCUCACUACCUUUCCGGAGACACUAGUGACGGAUUCCAGCACGAGCACUAGUCAGAAACAUAGAGAGCCUGCAGAAACAAGCAGAAGACAUCUGAGAGCUGCAGAGCCAUUUAGGGCUGGCGGAAGUCAGGGUAGAAUGGAUCCCAAGAGAGCAGACGCAGACGACAAGAAUACGAUAUGUCAAAGGUUCCUUUCCAAGAGCUGGUGCCCACGCACUUCAGGGAUCGACGCUUUUCUCGCAACAGCUGCUUGGUCAGGACAUUUCCUAUGGUUAGUGCCUCCUCCUAAUUUGGUGUCCAGAACCUUGUCUUGGGCUCGACAUUUUGGCUCUUUCGGCAUAUUAGGGUGCCCCUACUGGCCAUCACAAGCUUAUUUUCUCAUUUUGAAGCCCGAGGAAGAACUGGGCAAAUUCCGUGAGAGACGGAGCCUUUUCCCCGGUUCCAAGAUAUUCACACCGUGCCCUCACUCCAAUAUAUUCAAUAGUGAGUUUUCGAGGAUAAGAUUCAUGUUCCUUCUCAUAGACUUUCGAGAGUCUCCUUUUCCACAAAGAGCUCUGACUUUCUAA